CCCCCGCCCUGCCAAAAACAAAUACGCCGUCGAGCGCUAGGGAUGUGCAAAAAAAGUAUCGACAGCGGAUAGGCAACGUCAAGCAACCUUGCUCGUUAUCGCUACAGUACGCAGGGAAAAAAUAAAAUUAGCAACAAAAGCAUAUUUAGCAGCCGAGUAACAGUGCUAAACGCUGCCGAAAAAGCAUAUUUUGGCCGCGCCACGCCCCGCCCGCCCAUUCGCGAUCGUUUCGGUAAAUCAUCGGGGGGAAAAUCGCAGAAGCGAAAAUACAAAAUAUUCCCCAGACCAGGCAGCAAAUUAGCAGGGAAAGGGAAACGGAACGAACGGAACAACAGAGAAGAGAGAAGAAAGAAAACUCCUGGUUACUCCACUGAUUACUGGUUACCGCUCCUGGCCUCCUGGCAAUCGGAAAUCGCCCAUCGGCACACAUCCACAUCCCGAUCCAAUCGACGUUAUUAUGAACAACAAUAGCAAGCGGAAAACCCGACCCACUGGCGGUGGUGGCGGAGGAGCUAGCGGCGGCAUCGCCAGAUACAACUCCAACGACAACAGCCUGAGGCCCGCCAACAACAAGGCAGGUGCAGCAGGAGUAGGAGGAGUAGGAGGCGGGAACGGAGCAGCAGGCGGAGCAGUGCGUCCGGUGGCGCAGGGCGUCUACAACAACACGUUUUUCAUGCACUCGGCCACGGCGCUGGUGGGCAGCGUGGUGGAGGUGCGCCUGCGGUCGGGCAACAUCUACGAGGGCGUAUUCCGCACAUUCUCGGGCAACUUUGACAUCGCACUGGAGCUACCGGCGUGCAUUAAGUCCAAGAAUCUGCCGGAGGAGGGCAAGGUGCCAAAACACAUUAUAUUCCCGGCCGACACCGUGGUGACCAUCGUGGCCAAGGACUUUGACUCGCAAUACGCCACCGCUGGAGCUUUUCAGACGGAUGGCGCCAUCUCUGACAAGUGCAACGGUGCGCGUCUGGACGAGAAGGAACUGGAACCGUGGGAUUCUGGCGCCAAUGGCGACAUCGACAUAGAACUGGACAGUGCCGCCAACGGCUGGGAUCCCAACGAGAUGUUCCGCAAGAACGAGAACACCUUCGGUGUGACCUCCACAUUCGAUGACUCUCUGGCCUCGUACACGGUGCCGCUGGACAAGGGCGACUCGCUGGAGUUCAAGGAGGCCGAGGCCAAGGCCGAGAAGCUGGCCGCCGAGAUUGAGAACAAUCCGACAUGCCGCGACCGUCUCGAUUUGGAGAACGGUGACGAGGAGGCGCUCUUUGCGGCCGUAGAGCGUCCGUCGGGCGAGCAGGAGCAGCGCAACGAACGCAACGAUCGCGAGAGGGAGCGCGAGGAGCGGGACAGGGACCGCGAUCGCGAUCGUGGCAACAAGCCACGCGGCGCCCCAGACUUCCAGCUGCGGGAGACCAUGAGCAGCGAUCGGUACAUCACCAAGCAGACGCGCAGCAUCACCGGACCGCAGCUAUCGCAUGUUGGCAUGUCCUCGCAGAGCAGCGGCGGCGGCGGCCGAGAUCGCGGCGAUGGCAGCCUGAUGAUGCAGGGAGGGCCGGGCCAAGGCGUCGCCACGCAGUCGACGGCAGCUCUGAUGCUCGCCGGCGGCCUGAAGGGCGCUGGUCCGACCCCCUCGGCCAACGCGGCCGCGGACACGUCCAGCAAGUAUGGCGGUGGUUCGAUGGUGAAGCGCAAGACGGUGCCCCAAAGCGGCAAGGUGAUGCGCAACAAUGUGCCCACGGGCGGCGGCGGUGGCGGCAGCAACGUUUCCGUGUCGCAGGGCGGCAACGGAGGAAGCUCUGUGGGUCAGAGCAAGGGCGGCUACCAGCCCUCGAUGGGCAUGCCGAGUCAGUACUCCUACCAGGGUAACUCGCAGAUAAUGCACGGUUCUUCUCAGUACCGCAACCAAUCUCACAUGGGUGGCGCCAACAAGCUGAAUGGCGAUGCGAACGCCAAUGCCAACAAGCCGCUGCCCCAGCGCCCGAUGCGCCAGUACCAGGGCUCCCAGAGCAAUUCGUCGCUCAACUACGGCGGCGGCGAGGCCCAGUCGCUGGGCAAGCCCAUGCACGGCUCCCAUGGUGGCCAUCCGGGGCAGAACAGCAACUCGCCGCCGCUGCAAACGGGCGUGCCCCAGCAGCAGCAGCAGCAACAGCCGCCGCAGCAACAGCAGCAGCAGCACCAGAACAUACAGACACAAGGGCAAAACACACAGCCGCCGCGUCAGGUGCGAACGCGCGAUAAUCAGAUGCAGGAGCUGCGGCAAUUCGGCCAGGACUUCCAGCUGGCCCCCAACAACACUUCACCGCCACAGCAGCAACCACAGCAGCAGCAGCAGCAAGUGCAGCAGCAACAGCAGCAGCAACAGCGAGCCUUGCAGCAGUCUGCCUCGCCCCCGCAACAGCAGCAGCAGCAGCAACACGUGGUCAUGCACCCAGUGCCGCCGACGCACUUGCACCAGGCGGCCCUCUCACAGCCACACUAUGUGCCUCAGCAGCAGCCCCAACAGGCGCCGCCUCCCCAGCAGCAACAUGUGCCGCUGCACUUGCAACAGAAGGCCCAACAGCAGCAGCAGCAGCAGCAGUUGGUGGAGUCGCAGCAUCAGCACGUGGCGAAGCAACAGCAGCCGCCGGUGCAGCUGGUCCAGGAUCCAUCGCAACAGCCGCUGCCCAUUUACCAUACAAUGCCGCCGCCGCAAACGUCGCCGGUGGUGAUAACCUCGCCCGUUCUGAUGGAGCAGCCGCCGCCACAGCCCAUGGCGGUGGUGGUGCAGCAGCAGCAGCAACAGCAGCCGCAGCAGCUGGCCACUCCCAAGCCGGAAGUGUCGCCGGCAGCGAGCAGCAGCACCACCACGCCCACUGGCAUAGCCAGUACGCCCACCACAGGGGUGAUUGUUAGCGCUGGAUCCGAUAAGUCCACUCCGGCAGCCCCCAGUGCGACGAGCAGCUCCACGACGGUGAGCGCUAGCGCAAUCGCUGCUGCUGGCGGUGCCAGCGGAACCACGCCGGUGGUCAAGAAGCCACAUGUGCUCAACCCGUCUGCCAAGCCGUUCACGCCCCGCGGCCCAAGCACCCCGAAUCCAUCACGCCCCCACACCCCACAGACGCCGGUGCCCAUGACGAACAUCUACACAACCACGGGCGGACAUGUGCCGGCGCCGCCGACCAACCAGCAGAUCUACGUGGUGCAGCCACAGCACCCGUUCCCGCCUCAAACACACCCGCAGGCCGGACAGCCACCGCGCCUACGCCGUGGUAACUACCCUCCAAUGGCCGCAUCUCAGAUGCAUGUUUCGGCCUCAGCGGCCACGGGCCAGCCGCUGAUCACCGCCGGACCCAUACAGCAGUUCAUCCAGUACGGCCAUGCACCGCACCAGCAACAAUUCCAAUCGCAUGCGUACGCGCCGAUGCAGAUGCGCGUGUACCAGGACCAGCCGCAGCAGCUGCAGUUCAUGGCGCAGGCGCCGCAGUCGACCACACCGUCGCCGGGGCAGCCGCACCAGCAGUUCCAUCCGCCGCCACAGCCCUCCCCCGCCGGCGGGGGACCCCAGCCGGCGUACACGCCGCCCACGCAGGCGCCCACUUACCAGCUGAUGUGCUUGCACCCCCAGUCGCUCAUAGCCAAUCCCUACUUCCCGCCGCCGACGCCGCAGCAUCCGCAGCAGAAUCAACAGCAGUAUCAGAUCGUGAUGCAGCAGCAUCAGCCGCAGUGAGAGAACGCCAGCUGGGAAGGGGCAAUGGCGCACGGGAAGGUGGCGAGCUGGAAGGCUGCUGAAGGAAGGGGGGGAGACGGAGGCUCCUCCUCCUUGUUAAUGUCGCCGUAGCGAGUGGGAGCUGGGCAGCCACGGGCAGCCGUCAUCAAGCAACAGUUACACAUAACACAGACACAACACACAACAUGAAGCACUCACCACACCCGCAUCCGCAUUCCCAUCCGCACCUGCAUCAAGCAUCAGAGUCCGCAACCGCAUCCGCAUCAACCUUGAUUUUCGCCAAGCGAUUUUCGCCCCCACAAUUCACACACAUCCAACCACAACAUCCUUAUGCCAUGUGCACGAGCGGCUCAUCCUGUAGCACAUCUCUCACAGACCGAAAAAACACCAACAACAACAACAACUAGGAAAUUAUAAAAUACAAUUAAAACAAAAGGAAACUAGUAAAUUUUUUGAAAUUGCAAGACUUCUACAGCGCACGGAAGCCAAAAAAACACAACAACAGCAAAUGAAAAAGAAAAAAGCAAACAAUCACUGAAAACACCAAACGUAUAAGAAAGCAAAUGCAAAAAGAAAAAUAAGAAGAGAAACAAAACAUAAAAAUUAGAAAGCUAAAAGCAACUGUCGAAUCAAUUAUUAAUACGAGAACAUUGAGCGUUUGUAAGGAGCGUUUCCUGCCCCGCACAAAAUUCCAAAACUGAUUGGCUACCAAAUUGAUACAAUCACAUUGUAAACCGAAAAGCAAAUGAAGUAGAAUCAAAAACUUAUGAAGAAGAAAAGCAAAAAGUCGAGUUA
This is a messenger RNA of Drosophila takahashii, 4501 nucleotides long. It is a transcript of the gene Atx2, whose product is annotated as Ataxin 2. Gene Ontology annotation, cellular component: cytoplasmic stress granule. The record is from RefSeq and is a predicted model, not a curated record. Gene Ontology annotation, molecular function: mRNA binding. Gene Ontology annotation, biological process: cytoplasmic stress granule assembly. Lineage: Eukaryota; Metazoa; Arthropoda; Insecta; Diptera; Drosophilidae.